Pundamilia nyererei is the source of this 5390-nucleotide messenger RNA. RefSeq names its product regulating synaptic membrane exocytosis 1b (gene rims1b). Gene Ontology annotation, molecular function: transmembrane transporter binding; small GTPase binding. Gene Ontology annotation, biological process: calcium ion-regulated exocytosis of neurotransmitter; regulation of synaptic vesicle exocytosis; positive regulation of synaptic transmission. The transcript has 34 exons. Gene Ontology annotation, cellular component: cytoskeleton of presynaptic active zone; presynaptic membrane. Lineage: Eukaryota; Metazoa; Chordata; Actinopteri; Cichliformes; Cichlidae. The record is from RefSeq and is a predicted model, not a curated record. The coding region runs from base 421 to 5289 and encodes 1622 amino acids.
CAUCCAGCUCCAGUCCGACGACGGCGGAGGCUCCACAGAUCAGCCGAGCGAAGAAGAACCACGGCCCCCUCCUCAGCUCGACUCAAUUCCCGGCGUGAAAAAACGGAGAUGGGCUCCGUGUGAAUCCGGGCGGUGGAGGGGAGAGGAGGGCAGGCGGGGGGUGGGGGGGAACGACGACGAGAGCGUGGUGGGGGCAGAAACACCCAUAAAGAGGACAAACAAAAGCACAGCCGAGGGUGCCUCCAACCAUGAGCGGCGCGCACUAUUCGCCGGAGCUGCGGCUGCCGCUACCGCGUUCACUACGCCCGCCGACCAUGUCGUGAGGUGUGGCUCGGGAACACUCCGGGGAACCUGUCAGCCGAAACGACACGCCGAGGAGAAGGAGGAGGAGGUGGUGGUGGGGUGGUGCUGGUCGAAAAGAUGUCCGCCUCGGUGGGGCCCCAGGGCGGCCCUCGCCCACCCACCGUGCCGCCGUCCAUGCCAGAUCUGCCGGACCUUAGCCACCUCACCGAGGAGGAAAGGAAGAUAAUCAUGGCAGUGAUGGCUCGGCAAAAGGAGGAAGAGGAGAAAGAACAAGCCAUGCUAAAAACACUGCACAAGCAGUUUGAGAGCUACAAACAGGAAGUGCGUCGCAUCGGGGCCGAGACGCGGCGCCAGCAGACCCAGCAGAAGGACGACGCGCCCACCUGCGGCAUCUGCCGCAAGACUAAGUUUGCAGAUGGCUGCGGCCACCUCUGCUCCUACUGCCAGAUCAAAUUCUGCGCUCGCUGUGGAGGGCGGGUCUCUCUGCGCUCCAACAAUGAGGACAAAGUGUGUCUCAUAGUGAAGGACAGGGUAAUGUGGGUAUGCAACCAGUGCCGUAAGCAACAGGAGAUUCUCACCAAAUCAGGAGAAUGGUUUUCGGGGUCAGGGGUGCGGCCCGGGAGCCUGGGCACCUCUUUAAACAAUCCAGCCACGGGAGGUGAGGCCCAACGGGACAGGAAGCUACUCCGCUCCAGGUCCCAAGCCCCACCGUCCAGCACCAACGCCAACACAGGGCCACCAGACGGGACACAUCCGCCCGGCGGUGUCACUGCUCUCAAGGGUGCUGACACCAUGCCUGGCUCUCGCUCUCAAAGUGAACCCCCAAGAGAAAAGAAAAGGCCAGUUUCUUUCCAUGAGCAAAACGGUAAGGGAGGCAUGGGACGUGGUUCUGCCCGGAGACCAGCAGACAAGUUGCAUUCACAGUCAUCUCUGGAUGAGCGGGUGGGUCCCGGAGACAGAGGAGAGAGACGGUUAGGAGAUGGAAGGCGGCUGGAAAAGAUCCACUCUCAGGACUACGAGGACGGGGAUGAAAACCUGGGUCGUUCAGAAACACACCGCAGGCGUCCAGAGGAUGAGGAGAAGAGGGAACGGCAGCGGCGUGAGGAGGAGUUUCAGAACCGCUAUCGCAGUGACCCCAACUUGGCAAGAUACCCAGUCAAACCACAGAAGGAGGAGCAGGAGAUGCGCAUGCACGCCAAGGUGUCGAAGGUGCGGCAUGAGCGACGACACAGUGAUCUUGCAAUAAAUGAGGUCGGACUGGGGCCUGGUGAAGGGGGUGGGGGUGGAGGCAGCACAGGAGAGGUGCCGGAAAACCGUCUUGCCAGGAGGGGUGGAGGUGGGGAAGGAGACCGCAAGGCCCUCAUGGAGAAUCACAGGGCUUACUCCGCAGAUAGGACCGUGGGGGUUGUAGGUGGGGCUCCCCCUGCCAGUGGAGGGGGAAGAUCAGGGUCCCAAUUCGGGGGACCUGUGCCUUCAGACUGGGGUCCAAACAACAGUCGCCUGGAUCAUGGACCCCAAGACGGAACGCGGACAUCAAGAGAGAAGGGUGGGGUGGAUAACCUGCUGAGGAAGGACUCUCAGGGCUCGGACCAGUCGGAGUCUUUGCGGCCACCCCCUCCACAGUCAUACAAGGGCAAGCGCGGAGUCAACAAGAGGCAGAUGUCCAUCAGCAGCUCAGAGGAGGAGGGCGGCUCCACGCCCGAGUACACCAGCUGUGAGGACGUGGACAUGGAAAGUGUCAGCGAGAAAGGUGACUGGGACUGUCAUCCUCUAGAUCCUGCAGUUUGGCAUCAUCCAGUUUCGUGGCAGCCAUCCAAAGAGGGUGACCACCUGAUUGGGCGGAUUACUCUGAGCAAGAGGUCAGCCAUGCCCCGUGAGGCAGGCUCUCUCCUGGGACUAAAAGUGGUAGGAGGGAAGAUGACGGAGACAGGGAGACUUGGGGCCUUCAUCACCAAAGUUAAAAAAGGGAGUCUGGCAGAUGUCGUGGGACACCUACGUGCAGGUGAUGAGGUGUUGCAGUGGAACGGGAAGUCGUUGCCAGGAGCAACCAAGAAAGAAGUGUACAACAUCAUUCUCGAGUCCAAGGCUGAGCCUCAAGUGGAGAUUGUUGUUUCGAGACCUAUAGGAGACAUCCCAAGAAUCCCAGAGUCCUCCCACCCUCCUCUAGAAUCUACAGGCUCCAGCUCCUUUGAGUCCCAGAAGAUGGACCGUCCAUCUAUAUCCGUGAUGUCCCCUACUAGUCCCAGCACUCUCAGAGACCUUCCUCUGGUUCUGCCUGGACAGCUCUCUGUGAAGCUGUGGUACGACAAAGUGGGCCAUCAGCUGAUUGUCAACGUCCUUCAAGCCAUAGACCUGCCACCCCGACCAGACGGACGACCUCGAAACCCCUACGUCAAGAUGUACUUCCUGCCUGAUAGGAGUGAUAAGAGUAAACGACGGACUAAAACGGUGAAAAAGAGCGCUGAGCCCAAGUGGAACCAGACCUUUAUUUAUUCCCACGUUCAUCGGCGAGACUUCAGAGAGCGCAUGCUGGAGAUCACAGUGUGGGAUCAGCCUCGAGUCCAGGAGGAGGAGAGUGAAUUCCUGGGCGAGAUCCUCAUAGAGUUGGAGACGGCCUUGCUAGACGACAUUCCUCACUGGUAUAAGCUCCAGACACAUGACGUGUCCUCUAUACCUCUGCCACAGCCCUCUCCAUACCUCCCACGGAGACACGUCCAUGGAGACAGCCCCAGCAAGAAACUACAGAGGUCUCAUCGCAUCAUUGAUACAGAGUUUGAUGAUGGUUUGAUAGUAGUGACUAAAGGCGCAGAGCGUAACUCCAGGGAGAGAGAGCGGGGCAGCACGUUGGCUGUGCCCGAGCAGCAGCGACCCGUCCAGCACCGCUCGCGCUCGGUGUCGCCUCACAGAGAGGACACGUGCAGGGCUCGGUCUCGGCCUGCACACGUGCCCAUGCAAAGGAGUUUGGAUGAGAUCCACCAGAACCGCCACCACUCCCACUCCCCCUCCCAUUACCACGAGCCCCACUUGGAGCACCAACGCUCAGGUGACUCGGACUACGAGUACUCUGAGGACAGUGAGGUCCUGGAGAUGCACAGGUCUAUCCGGGGCGGGAGUGCCGAGUGCCUGCACACAAACAGGAGCAUAGGUAGAUACAGCAACACCCUCCCCCCCAAAAUGCCCCUGUUAGUAAACGGUAUCCAUAAAGACAUUUACAGCUCCACCCUCCCCGCAUGCCUAAAGAGCAAGCCGCCCCACAGGCAGGAGGGGGGCAGCGCCUUGCCUCGUAGCAUCCUCACACACCGUGUGCUCAGGUUCACUGAUGAGGUCACGGUUAGUGACCUGCAGCCGUCGUUGGACAGAGUGAGGAGCGCCAGCACCACGUGUCUGAGACCAGACUUUCACUCUACUGACAGAGACAGGUGUUCCAACUCUUUGCCCCGAACGACUCCCCCAAGCCCCAGGAUCUUAGUAGAACAUGUGGCCCCUGAGGAAGACAGGCAGUCUAACAGUUCUCCAGGUCCAAACUGUCCAAAGGGCAGCAGAAAAAGCCUGGAGGGGGACAGUCGCAUCCAGCCCACCUCUAUCCUGAGGGGCAGUAGAGGGAGAGGAGGCCCUCUGAGGCCCUUUGGCCAGACAGUCCUGUCAGGGUCUUGUCCUAACUCACCACGGCUGGACAGAGCACACCCUUAUGGCAGCCCGACUUCCCCAGCGGGGACUCCCUCAUCAGGUCGCAGGGGCAGGCAGCUCCCUCAGCUCCCCGCUAAAAGCAGCAGUAUAGAGCAAGCCCUCGCAGUGGAGGAGCGAGCCCGACAGCUGCAGAUGAAAGUACAUUCCUACCGGCCUUCAGCCUCCCAUGACCCUGAGACAAACCUCAAGACCAAACGGGAGAUGUAUGCAGAACAGAGGCGCAGCAGCGACAACAUGUCGGCCAGAUCUUCAGACAGCGAUAUGAGCGACGUGUCGGCGAUCUCCCGUGCCAGCAGUGCCUCCCGCCUCAGUAGCACCAGCUACAUGUCUAUCCAAUCAGAACGGCCCGGGGGACGACUCAGUCGGCAGAUGCGAGCGUCCAUGGGCCGCAGCAUGCUGAAGAGUUCCAGCGUGAGCGGAGAGAUCUACACCCAGGAGCGCACAGACGGCAGCCAAUCAGACACGGCGCUGGGCACGGUGGGCAGCGGCAGCAAGAAGAGACGCUCCAGCCUCAGCGCGCGGGUGGUGGCCAUCGUUGGCAACCGUCGCAGCCGCAGCACGUCGCAGAUCAGCGGCCCCGAGGGGAAGAGUAAGAAGGAGAAAGGAGCGUCCAUCCAGAGGAGCACGGAGACCGGCAUGGCCGUGGAGCUGACGAGGAACAUGAGCCGGCAGCCCAGCAGAGAGUCCAACAACGGCAGCAUGAACAGCUGCAACUCUGAGGGGAACUUGAUCUUUUCUGGAGUGAAUCUAGGUGCCAGCAGUCAGUUCAGUGACUUCCUGGAUGGACUCGGACCAGCUCAGUUAGUGGGAAGACAAACACUGGCUACUCCUGCCAUCGGUGAUAUCCAGAUCGGUAUGAUGGAGAAAAAGGGUCAGCUGGAGGUGGAGGUGAUCAGAGCACGAGGACUUGUACAGAAGCCAGGAUCCAAAUCUCUCCCUGCUCCAUAUGUCAAAGUCUAUCUGCUGAAUAAUGGAGCGUACGUAGCCAAAAAGAAAACCAAGAUUGCACGGAAAACACUUGACCCACUGUACCAGCAAGCACUGCUAUUUGAGGAGAGCCCGCAGGGGAAAGUGUUACAGGUGAUUGUAUGGGGAGACUAUGGCCGCAUGGACCAUAAAAGUUUCAUGGGAGUUGCACAAAUCUUAUUGGAGGAGCUGGACUUAUCAAGCACAGUCAUCGGUUGGUACAAGCUGUUCCCACCAUCCUCUCUGGUGGAUCCGACACUUGCCUCCCUGACGCGACGAGCUUCUCAGUCGUCUCUUGACAGCUCGUCCGGACCGCCCGGGGUCCGAUCUUAGUGGACAAACAGCUCUACACCACCGAGAAAAAACUAAAACUAAAACUCGGAGAGAAAUGAAAUACUAACGGCAGAACUGUAGAACAACAACAAUCAGAAACA